GCCGGCGAGAGUCAGUCGACUAUUAGUGGUCUGUGACUCUGGAGGUGGGCCGACUAUCGCUGAACCGAGCUCUACGUAGCUCGGUCGCGCUCGGCCGGCAGUCAGGCCAGUCGGCCGCACCGCGCCGCUCUCCUCGCGUUUGCUGUUUGCACUCGUCCGCUUGCUCGCUCGCUCGCUCGCUCGUUCUCGCGUCGCGCGCCCGCCUCUCAGUACGUCGUACGCUGUGCAGCGAGAGCAACGGUCGUGUUUCCCCGCUUGUUUUGCACUUUUUAUUUCUUUUUUUUCAUUAAAGGCGACGUAACAGUGUCCUCGCUAACGCCGCGCUAUGUGACGGAUAUCACGGGGCACCGCAGUGUGUACCCCGCCUCUUCUACCACGUAUUGUUCCUUUCUCGGCUACUUCACUCCGUCGACUUUACUCCUCGCCCUUUACCGAGACCUACCCCACCUCCCCCCUCUAUCUCCUCUCCCGUUACCCUCGUCCCUUCACGUCCCUGCCCGCCCCUCCUUGCAGAUCCUCGUCCACCGCCCCGUCGUGGAAAAAGAGAAAGACCGACUGCCUCGUAAAACGCUCAUAACUCGACGACGACGUGGCCACGAGGGCCUCGUGGAAAAGCGUGCCUGAAGAAAACAUGGAGUGCCCGCAUCUUGCACAGAGCGUACAAUUCGGCGAUGACAACGUAGAAGGAUCGGGCUGUGCUGUGAAGGAUCUGCCGUUCGUCUGCGCAGUGUGCGGCACCGAGAAAAGUCCCUGGCUGUGUCUGCACUGCGGGGCCGUGCACUGCGGACGAUACGUGGCGGGCCACGCGUUGCAGCACUACGAGACUAAUACUCAGCACUGCGUGUGCAUAGACUGUGAGAGCCUGGCAGUAUUCUGUUACACCUGCGACGAGUACGUGGUGAACGACACGACGAGCGGGCAGAUCGAGAAGAUACGGCGCGUCACCUUCCACAAAGACGAGCACAAGGAGAAUGACGAGAGCUGGAGCACGUCGCCGUCCACGACGCCGUCGUCGAGGACGCGCGACAGCGGCGGCGACGUCGACCACGACAACGACGAUCCGGACGCGAUAUGGAAGGCGGAGGUGGUUGUGAGAAACCUACGGCCGAGGACGGCGCGCAAGAGGCUACACUCGCUGGACGCCAGCAGCGCGGACAACCGGCCGGCCAAGCGUCGCAGCUCCAAGAGUACCAAAGAGAAGAAGGUCGUCGGCCUGAGGAACCUCGGUAACACCUGCUUCAUGAACGUGGUGCUGCAGUCGUUCAACAACAUCAGCCACUUCUGCGAGUACCUCACGCAGAUGCCGUGUCUGGAGGGCAUCGCGUUCGACGAGUCCACGGGACCGCCGACCCAUCGCGGUCGCAUCGUCACGCCCGGCCGCGCCAAGGAGAUGUCCAUGAGCGACGCGUUACUCGCCGAGGAGCUGCGAAAGGUGCUGCUCGGUCUGAGCCUGGGUGGCUCCAACGGCCAGGCCAUAUCGCCCGAGUGCCUGUUCCUGGCCAUCUGGAAGGUCGUGCCGAGAUUUCGCGGCUACCAGCAGCAGGACGCCCACGAGUUUCUCACCUACAUGCUCGACCGGCUGCACACCGAGCUGCUGCAGCUGCUGCCCAGGCUGGGACACGAGCCCCUGGGACUGCGCGGCAAGCAGAGCAUCGUCACCGCCGUGUUUGGAGGCACUCUUCUCAGCGUGGUCCACUGCAUGAACUGUCGCACGGACUCGAAGACGCACGAGCCCUUCCAGGAUCUCUCGCUGGACAUACCGGACAGGCUGCAGAGAAGCAGGACGAAGGAGCAGGAGGAGGUGUGUAGUCUGACGUAUAGUCUGACGAGAUUCUUCAAAGUCGAGGAGCUGGCCGAUAGCGAACUCUACUUCUGCGACAACUGCAUGGGCAAGCAGAGGUCCACCAAGAGGUUCUGGAUACACAGGCUGCCUAACGUGUUGUGCCUUCACAUUAAAAGAUUUAGGUGGUGCAAUUCCUAUCGCUCGAAGGUGGACACGCAGGUGGAUUUCCCUAUGGAGUCUCUCGACAUGUCCGCGUUCACCGUGCGCGGCGUGACCGGGACGAGAUUGGGCGCUCAGAAUAGUCAUCUUUACGACUUGGCUGCCGUUAUCGUACACCAUGGUUCUGGUGCUGGUACUGGACAUUACACUGCCUUCGCUGUGCAUGACGGCCAGUGGUUCCACUUUAACGACAGCUCCGUACGGCCGGCGACCACCGACGCUGUCGCUAAAUGUAAGCCUUACAUUCUGUUCUACGUGCGGAGGGAGUUCUCCAUUCCACCCCCCUUGUGACGUCGUUUCCCCGACGAGAAGCCCCGUCCCGGCAGUGCGAGCCUCAAUGAUGACGACGACGACGGCGACGACGAUGUAGAACGAACGAAAGAGAACUGAGCAAGUCUCUUACGUUCCGUUGCGAAUCUCGAAGCGAGCAACCGAAGCGUAAAAAGAAGCAAGAGAUCGCCGGGUCGCGCCUCGAGCGCUACGGGAAAUGAAAAUUCGUCCGCUUAUCGCAUAUAUUCAUGAUUGCUCAUUGUUGCCAAAUCGUACAAUCUUGUUAGAAGCGUAAUUCGUUCACGUUCGCUAUCGCGCUCCGAUAAGCCGCGACUGCGACCUUUGAAAUGCGAUCGGGAUAACCGGCCACAGAUAUAAUUGCGCCGCACGUAAAUCGCUCGAGCAUGUUCCUCCUCGUGCUUCAUUAGAUGAUUAAAAUCGCGCGGCUCUUGAAUUAGCUCGACGUCCGCGAAGAGAAAGAAAGAAAGAGAGAGAGAGAGAGAGAGGUUGACUAGCACGGUGUGCGAGCGUAUGUAUAUGUAUCACACUGAUCAUUCUCACGAUGUCCUUUCUGUCGGAGAUGCCGCAAUCUCUCCGUCCCGUCGAAUCGAAGGGAACAGAACAAUUUUCUUUUGUUUCGAUUACAUUUUUUUCCCACGUUUUUCAAUCGAGAUUACAGUGUGUGGAGUUUGUCCGCAAGGAAUUCUUGCUCUUUUGCUGCCGUCAAUUUUUCCGGCUGAGUCGCACCGAUCGCUCGGUUAAACGCGCUCGGGCUAGUAUCGCAUCACGCUUGACAAGUCACUUAUUCGAAGGUAGGCGAUGCGGACGAAAAGGCGAGAGAGCGUCGCGGUGUUACGAUUGACGUCGAGCACGCAUGCGUAUCGUGUCAACGUACGUAGCACGUAUGCGGUCGCGCGAGUACGUGGAGGUGCGCGAUUGUAUGCGAAGCGUGUGCUAGCAGGCGAAGCUUCCCUUCCUUUCUCGGCGUAAUGGCGGAAAGAAGAAGAGAGAGAGAGAGAGGGGAAGAAAGGUAGAUCGAGAGGAAGAGAAAGAGGAAUAGAACGGGAGCGCUCGAGGUAGAUCGCGGAAACACAUUGCCUUUAGCGUCGAUUUUCUUACUUUACGCUCUUACUCGGCGGCCGUCGACCGCCCUUUCCCCCCCCCCCUCCCCCCUGUCACCCCACCCCAAUACCAUUCCCCUGAUCGGAUCGAUUAAAGCCCUCCUCUCGGUAGCGGAAUAAACGCGUAAUCGCGUUUCCUCAUGUGUAGUCUUAAAAUGCGAAAAAAAAAAAAAACGACUGGUCUUCUCGGUAGAUAGAUCUUUUUCUAGGCUUAUAGCGCGCGUGGCGUCGUUGUGUCGAGGGAGUUGGAAAGCAAGUAUCGUAUAGGGCCAAACAGCGUUACUUCUCAAGCGACAGCCUCCCUACACCCACACCAUCACCCUUCCAUUCCCAACCUGUGCCUCCUCCGUCCCUUUGUUGCAUAUGCGUCAUGCAUAUUCUUGCGCGCACACCGACACAAACAUAGACACAGUCACACAUAUGUAUGCGCUGCAUAACGUGUCGUGCGAAUGUAUAUGUACGUAUUCGACACACACACACACACAUACCACAUACACGCAUGUAUGAAUGAUACAUGCACGUCUCCUCCUGAUCCUUCCUGUCCCACCAUACCCCCUCCGCAUCCAACAAUCCUUUUUCCUCCACAAAAGGCUCUCGACGACUCUUAUGUGAUUAUUUAAAGACUUAUUUUUUCUAUAAUGAUAACGAUAAUAAUGAUAAUAAGUUAAUGCGUAGCGAAGAAACGUUUUAUUAAGGCGAUAAACUGCGAUAACUGCGCAUCUUCGGCAAAGACUCUUACUCAUGUAUUAACAUGACGUACGGAAGUAAGCGUGCAACAACAAUAUUAUUGAACAAAUGAAAUAUGUACGAACGGCGAAUAAAUAAAGAACAUGAAUCGAC
Linepithema humile (Argentine ant) is the source of this 4233-nucleotide messenger RNA. Its product is annotated as ubiquitin carboxyl-terminal hydrolase 3. NCBI's taxonomy places the organism in Eukaryota, Metazoa, Arthropoda, Insecta, Hymenoptera, Formicidae. Gene Ontology annotation, molecular function: zinc ion binding; cysteine-type deubiquitinase activity. Gene Ontology annotation, biological process: protein deubiquitination. The record is from RefSeq and is a predicted model, not a curated record. Gene Ontology annotation, cellular component: cytoplasm.